ACAAACUUUGCCGUGUUCAUUGAUCUGAGCCGGAUUUCGGGGCGUCUCAUUAAGAAUUUCUAUAUGCCUCAAUCUCCUAUUGAAGGCCCUUCCACGCCAUGAGGUCAACUCUUGAUAAUUGGAUUUAUUCAUUGUUCAACGAGAAGCCAAAGGAAGAUGACGAUGGUGCCGAUACGGAUGAAAUGCUGUCCGACAGUUUAGCAAUGACUCAGCAGCGAUUUGACACGCAAAAGCAGAUGUGGCUUCACGGAUUGCUCAUUCUCCUUCAUUCGCCCUUUAUGAAUCAUGAACUGGCGCAGAAAUCCGUCUCCUCUUCCACUAGUCUCGAAAUAUGCUAUUACUCGGCUACGAUCAUUACAGAUAUAGCUGAACGUCUGAUCCGUGAUGAUGUGUUCUUUUUUUCGCGAUCGUGCAUCAACAUAUACGCGACCAUCAAGGCGCUACAGAUCCAUUCGAUGGGUGCUGGUCAUCUGAAGGAUCAAAAAUUCACGGUAUUCAGCCAACUCAAUUUUGAAAAGACCAUCGCCAUGUUACGCAAGCUCCCUCAGCAUUGUCAUGGAACCAUGUUGACCGAUGUUGUGGAAGCCAGCGAAAAGAAAUUUUACGAACAACGACAAAAUCCCACCUCGUGCGUAUCAAACCUCGGCAAUGCGGGCGAGUUUCGCAAACCAAGCUCGGAUACCAUGGACGAUUCGCCCAAUAAUCACUGCAAUUCACGUUCAAUAUCGAUCCAAGAUCCUAAUCGUCAUCACGGCAAACGUUCCCAUCCUAUUUCAAAACCAUCCAGCAAACCGCCCUUCAAAAUCAUUUGUUUCGAUCCAUCUUCACGUAUCAUCACCCGAGACAAACCACACAUGAAGGUGGAAGUCUCACGACAGCUCGAUAAUAACAACCCGGAACCUCUUGAAUAUGCGCAUCCGCCCCAUCCGCCAACGCCAUUAUCAGCAUCGGCACAACUAGCAUAUCAGCCAGUAUCACCGGCGCAACCACCCUUAAUGCCCUAUAUGGAUCAGCACUCCUGUUCUACUAUUUCUACUGAAAAUACACCAUUGAUACUGUAUCACGAUCCCUUUUUCUCUGCUGCUUCUGCCAAUCCUUUAUUUUCAGGGCAUGCGGAAGAAGGUAGUGUCCCUCAUACCACCAUAUCAGCCAAUACUUUACCCAGUUGGAAUAAUGACACAUUUGUAUCCAAUUAUUCCUUAUUCCCCACUCAGUAGCUUCCUUGUACACCAAAGUCCCAUCACUUUUUUUUUUCGGUUAGCGUCAUCUUCACCACCAACAUUAUGCAUCUUUCUGUCAUAAUCCAAGAUAAAAAGUUUCCUUUUUUCCUAUAUUGAAUGUUGCUGUACUAUUGCACAGUUCAGU
Molecule: messenger RNA, 1365 nt
Organism: Radiomyces spectabilis
Lineage: Eukaryota; Fungi; Mucoromycota; Mucoromycetes; Mucorales; Radiomycetaceae
Exons: 2
Coding region: 99-1217 (372 amino acids)
Source: RefSeq, a predicted model, not a curated record